AUCAACCGAAGCAACCGACCUGGGACAGUGCGCUCGAUCAGGAGAAAAAUAAAAGGCAUUUUGAAACACGCUGACGGACAGAAACAGCAUCAAGGGUCUCUUUUAGGUCAACACAGAAGAGGAGAACAUACAUCAAGGCAUUUGAAGAACCUCACGCAAUGCAUGAAUUCAGGCGAGGUCACAGUGGGAAAGUUGAAACGGUAUGUCAAUGAACUUUGACCGUGGGGGCGGAGCCAGGAGUUGGGGGAGGAGCCAGGUGUUAGGGGCGGAAGGAGAGGACGACAUGUUGAGGAAACAAAACGUUCAGAGAAACCAAACCCACCUGACGUGGAAGCAGUAUUCUUGUUCAGGAGAAAAAUAAGAUCCAUUUCGGAAAAGAUUGUCUGGCAGAAAGGAACAACGACAAGGUGAGUAAAACAGCACAACGUUCAGAAAAGUUAAAACCUCUCUUCCCAUUAUGGAAUGACAAGAAUAAUGGGAUUGCUCAAUACAUAAACCUUGUCGUCUGUGUCUAGGAAUGGCCUCUGCUAACACUUCCUGGUCUGAAGAGAACUCUUCAUGUUCCAUCUGUCUGGAUGUGUUCAGCAGCCCAGUUUCCACACCGUGUGGACACAACUUCUGCAGAACCUGUAUUACUAAGUUCUGGGAUGAACAAGUCAAGUACAAAUGUCCCGUUUGCAACGAGCUUUUCAACACAAGACCUGAUUUACGGGUCAAUGUCCUCUUUUCAGAGAUGGUUGACCGGUUUGGAACGUCCCUACGAGUAAAAGAGCAGCCUUGGGUUGAACGAGCAGAAGUUCCCUGUGACGUCUGUACUGGGACCCAGCUGAAGGCCGUCAAGUCCUGCCUAGUGUGUCUUAUCUCUUGCUGCCAAACCCACCUGGAGCCACACCAUAGAGUCGCAGGCCUGAAGAAACAUCGGCUGGUCGAGCCUAUGGACCGUCUGGACGACAGGAUGUGUAAGAAACACGACCGACUUCUGGAGCUCUUCUGCCAGACUGAACAGGUGUGUGUGUGUCUGUUGUGCACAGAGACGGACCACAAGUCACAUCCUGUUAUACCUCUAAAGGAGGAAUAUGAAGAGAAGACGGCCCAGCUGGGGAAGAUAGAGGCUGAAGUUAAGCAGUUGAUCCAGGAGAGACAAAAAAAUAUUCAGGAGAUUAAAGACACAGUUAAACGCAUCAAAGUAGACGCAGACAGAGAGAUAGCUGAUGGUGUGCAGGUCCUCACUGCUCUGAUGCGCCGCAUUGAAAAGUGGCAGGAUGAUCUCAACCAAAUGGUUAAAGAGAAACUGAAAUCCACAGAGAAACAAGCUGCAGACCUCAUCAAAGAGCUGGAGCAGGAAAUAGAAGAUCUGACCAAUAGAAGCUCAGAGGUGAAGCAGCUCUCACACACUGAAGACCACCUCCACUUCCUCCAGACCUUCAGAUCCCUGAAGGAUCCUCCACCCCCCAGGGACUGGACCACGGUGGAGGUCCGUCCUCCGUCAUACGUAGGGACCUUGAGGAGAUCCCUGGAUCAGCUGGAGGAGACACUGAACAUGGAGAUGAAGAAGUCUGGUGAUCCUGAAUUGAAGAGGGUCCAGCAGUAUGAAGUAGAUGUGACUCUGGAUCCUGAUACAGCUAAUCCCUGGCUUACCGUGUCUGUGGAUGGGAAACGAGUACAUAAUGGAGGUGUAAAGAUUAAGAAGAGACUCCGAGACAACCCUAAGAGAUUUACACAGUAUGUAUUUGUUCUCACGAGGCAGAGCUUCUCCUCAGGGAGAUUUUACUUUGAGGUCCAGGUUAAAGACAAGCCUCUAUGGUGGUUAGGAGUGGCCAGAGAGUCCAUCAACAGAAAAGGUCGGACAGAGUUGACCCCUGAGACGGGUUACUGGACUCUUCUCUACAACCAGGAUGUGUUGGUAUUUGUUGAUAACCCUACUGUCUGUGUCCCUCUGAGAGCUGGGCUCCAGAAGGUGGGGGUGUUUGUUGAUUAUGAUGAGGGUCUGGUCUCCUUCUAUGAUGUGGAAGCCAGGGUUCAUCUCUACUCUGCUACUGGCUGCACCUUCAGUGAGCCUCUCUAUCCAUUCCUCCAUCCAGGUCCCCCUGUUUAUCAAGGUAACAACUCCCCCCCCCUCAUCAUCUCACCUGUCAAUCAAACAGACUAGGACCUUUGUUUGGUAAUAAAAUAAUCAAACGACCCGAACAACUAAUGUUGUUUCCUGAAUUAGAAUCUCUACUAUGUGAGAUCUGUGAGAAUUGUAUUCAAAUCUUCCUCUUCACUGUCAUUUAAGGACUAAUUCAUUAAGCCACUAAUACUGUACUAUAAAAAAUAUAACCCAUUAUAACCUAUAAGGCUACACUAUAAUGUUCAAUGUCUUUUAUCUGAAUGUUUUUUUAUAUUUUUAAUUAAUGAAAAAAAAAAUUUUUAGAUAAGGUGAAACAUUGAUAUUGAUUACAUUAUCAUAAGUUGAUUUAACCAAACAGUAAUAUUUGUUUAUUAUUUUUUGAAUCAUGUUCGACAACACAAUACAAUGUUUGUAAACUUUUGAGAUUUGAAUAAAAACGUACUAAAAGUAGAAUGGGGACAUAUAUAUAUUCAGUGGAAUAGGUACACUCUCAGUACAAUGGGUACUCAGUGGAAUAGGUACAUUCUCAGUACAAUAUGUAUUCAGUACAAUAUAUACAUUCUCAGUACAAUGUGUACUC
This is a messenger RNA of Gadus chalcogrammus (walleye pollock), 2690 nucleotides long. Its product is annotated as E3 ubiquitin-protein ligase TRIM39-like. The transcript is spliced from 2 exons. The coding region runs from base 518 to 2149 and encodes 543 amino acids. Gene Ontology annotation, molecular function: protein binding; zinc ion binding. The record is from RefSeq and is a predicted model, not a curated record. NCBI's taxonomy places the organism in Eukaryota, Metazoa, Chordata, Actinopteri, Gadiformes, Gadidae.